AUGCCGGAAAUAGAAAUUGACCGCGAAAUGGAUAGUUGGCGGCAUUGCAUUAGCUUGAUUAAUGUUAAUCAGUGGCUGCCUGUGCAAGCCAGUGGCUGCCUGUGCAAGCCAGUGGCUGCCUGUACAAGCCAGUGGCUGCCUGUGCAAGCCAGUGGCUGCCUGUACAAGCCAGUGGCUGCCUGUGCAAGCCAGUGGCUGCCUGUGCAAGCCAGUGGCUGCCUGUACAAGCCAGUGGCUGCCUGUGCAAGCCAGUGGCUGCCUGUACAAGCCAGUGGCUGCCUGUGCAAGCCAGUGGCUGCCUGUGCAAGCCAGUGGCUGCCUGUGCAAGCCAUUGGCUGCCUGUGCAAGCCAUUGGCUGCCUGUGCAAGCCAUUGGCUGCCUGUGCAAGCCAGUGGCUGCCUGUACAAGCCAGUGGCUGCCUGUACAAGCCAGUGGCUGCCUGUGCAAGCCAGUGGCUGCCUGUGCAAGCCAGUGGCUGCCUGUGCAAGCCAGUGGCUGCCUGUGCAAGCCAGUGGCUGCCUGUGCAAGCCAGUGGCUGCCUGUGCAAGCCAGUGGCUGCCUGUGCAAGCCAGUGGCUGCCUGUGCAAGCCAGUGGCUGCCUGUGCAAGCCAGUGGCUGCCUGUGCAAGCCAGUGGCUGCCUGUGCAAGCCAGUGGCUGCCUGUGCAAGCCAGUGGCUGCCUGUGCAAGCCAGUGGCUGCCUGUGCAAGCCAGUGGCUGCCUGUGCAAGCCAGUGGCUGCCUGUGCAAGCCAGUGGCGAGGAGAAGAGUGGCACUCUGGCACUCUAG
This is a messenger RNA of Procambarus clarkii (red swamp crayfish), 786 nucleotides long. Lineage: Eukaryota; Metazoa; Arthropoda; Malacostraca; Decapoda; Cambaridae. The record is from RefSeq and is a predicted model, not a curated record.